This is a messenger RNA of Linum trigynum, 3236 nucleotides long. The record is from the annotation of a GenBank genome assembly. NCBI's taxonomy places the organism in Eukaryota, Viridiplantae, Streptophyta, Magnoliopsida, Malpighiales, Linaceae.
AUCAAUGAUGAUGAGGAUAACUUGAGAAAAAUAAAUAGUAGAAAAGCAAUUGAUUGACCACCUUAAUCAAAAUCUAAUUCAUUUCUCUCAAUCCUCAUUUCACUCUUUCACUUUCCCCCUUGUCAACAAGAUUAUGUUAGUUAAUUAUUACUUAGUAGAUGUAUCAGAGUUAGAACAUAAUAAUUUGAAAAAUAUUAUACUCUAUAUUAUGUAUUAAUGGAUAUUUUAGGAUCAUAAUCUUUGAACCAUAUUAAAAAAAUGACCGUGUUUUAUUGACUUCAUGAUAUAAUAUGUUCGUUUAGAAUUAUAAUUAGAACUUUUCUUGUAAGUUUAAGGUAUAAUAAUGUUGGAUGUACGGGUAUGGGUAUUACCCAUGGGUACCCGAAACCCACGGGUAUGGGGAUGGGUUUGCAAAACAUUCCCCCGCAUGGGUAUGGGGCGGGUAUGGGUUUGGGUAUUUGAAGAUGGGUAUGGGGAUGGUUUAAGCAAACCCGCCCCAAACCCGCCCCAUUGCCAUCCCUAUAUGCCAGUGUGCCGGUUUAGCAAGUGGAAUGGUUCGACCGGUGGCACAUAUACCAGUUUGUGCCGGUUCAUGCCGGUCAAUAUUACAAAUAAAAUUAUAAAUCCUCAUAUUUAAACAUGACAUUUAAUGUCAAUACCUAAAUAUUUAUACUUGAAUCCAACAAAUAACAUCAAUAUUUAACUUUUAUACUCAUAAAAUAAAUAAUGAAAUAAUUUUUAUCAAUUAAAUUCGCUAAAAUAAGGUCAUUUUACUUAGAGAUUCGUAUAUUGAUCAUGCCGGUCAUACCGGUAGUGUCACGCCGAUUUUAUGACCGGUAUCGGUUGAACCUAGCACAAGCGGUGGCACGCCGGCCAGCGUGACAACCAUGGCGAUAUGCGGUCUUUGGUUUUGGCAAUGGCACGCGACAGUUGGCUGGGUCACCUGAGUCGACCGGCUGGUUAAAUUGGUUGAGUUGUAACUUGUAAGGCUAAGUAUUUUGUAUUUUUUUCCCCCAAGCAAUGACAGGGUAAAAGAUAGUAAGAAACCUCUACUUGAAACCCCCAAGGCAAUACUUAGUGAAGUCAUUCUACAAAAUAAAAAGAAUCUAACUCUAAUGAGGACAGCAACAGGGCAUUACGUACCAUGAGCAAACCAAUCGACCAUCACGAGCCCAUUUGAGUUGGCGAUAGGGCAUCAACAGUUGACGCCUACCACAGUAGCAAUAGGCUAUAGAGGGAAGAGUCCAACAACCUACAAGUUUGCAAAAGACUGGCACGAGAAGAUGAAAAUGAUCAAAGUCUUAAUUAGCCCAAGCUAGUAAGAAGAUGAAGAAGUGGGCCAACAAGAAGAGGCGUCAAUGGGAGUUCGAAGAGGGAGACAUGAUGAUGGUGAAGUUCUACCAUCAUCACUUCAAGCAUUUUAAGAACAUGCACAAUGAACUGUUUCGCACCUAUGAAGGGGUCAUUCCAUAUCCUGGGGAGGGUUGGCAAGGUGGCGUACAAGGUGGAGUCGCAUUUGGAGAUCCAACAGGUCUUUCAUGUGAGUCAACUCAAGACUUUCAAUGAAGACAAGGAGGAUGAGCAGCGGAGGCAGACACAUCAGGCACCAACACCCGUCACCAAGACGCAUGAGCAUUCAGUCGAGGAGAUCAUGGCCCAUCGUGUCAUUCAUCAUGGUGGUGUCCAUCUGAGUCAUGUGGAGUACUUGGUCAAGUGAUGGAACCUUACAGAGAGCGAGGCUAGUUGGGAGAAUGAGCUCACGCUAUGGAAGGACAAAGAUUUGAUGGAGGGUUUCCAUCAUGAGGACAAGAUGGGGGCAUCGCGAGUAUAGGUGGGGGAGAAUGUCACAUGUGGAAGAUGACAUAGCGAGGGCAUGACGACAAUAUGGCGAUUUGCACAUGUGGUGUGCAUGGAAGUCUGGAGUAUAGAGAUGCCUCUAGCAUUCUUCACCAUAAUGGGGCACUUAUGAACCACAUUGUGGGUGGCAUUAUGAGGUGCAUUAUGAGGGGACUUAAUGAGUGUAGUAAUGGAGAGGGACCGUUAUGAGGGGGCAUUGAUGCCUUAUAUGAGGAGAUGUCUAUAUAAGGAGCCAACUCCUUCACAUGUAACUCAGUCCAUCAUUUUCUAGAGUAAACCCUUAAGAGAGUUCUUUCCACUUCCUUUGUCUUUCCUUCUUAGUGAGAUUGUGAGUUGUGAGAAAGCUACUUAGCAUUUUUAAUAGAGUUGAGAGCUAAGGUCGCACGACACACAAGUAGGGGCAUGACAGUAUACGCGAGUUCAUGGAUACCCAUGGGUUCUUAUGGACAAACAUACAUAGCACCAAUCUCCUGUCAAAAUUAAAUCUUGACACCAAUUUAUCCAUAAAAAUUUACCAUACAAAAAAACAUCAAUCUUAGUGCAAACCCACAAAUUAUCCAUACAAAUUGUUCAAUAUUAAAGAUUAACAUCCACAAACAACACGGAUAAUUGACAGGUUGUAGGCGGAUAUCUAUGGGUUGGGUAAACCUAAACUCGAACCUACCCGUUGAACAGUGCAACGGGUUUCAACCCGAACCCGGUCCGCAAUUUAUCAAUGCGAAUUUUACCCAUUUUGACCAGAUUGGAUCGGGUAGGAUACCAGUGGAUCCAGAUUUUGCUGCCAUCCUUAGGUGUUGGUACUUAAAUUGAGAGAUGUUGUUGUUUAAGGUGGUGGACUAGUGGUUAUGAGCUUGAGGUGGUUGGAAAGUAAGUUGGUAAGAGUCCCUAAUUUUUUUUACCAAACGAAUCAUCCUCAUACUUAUUAGGUCCGGGAUUAGCCAUAAAUUAGAGUAAAAGUGUAAGGCUAAAAGAAAAUCUUUGGUGCGUUUACUAAUUGAGACAAGAUUGAAAGAAAAGCUAGGUACUAGAAGGACAUUAUAAGAACAGUCUGAAAGGAAAUCUUAUUGUUCAUACAUGUAUGACAAGAAUCCUAGCGCCAUUAGGGAGAUGAACAUAAGUAUUUUGAAAUUUUUUAUGACACAAAAGAUAUGGUUUGAGGCCCUGUAUCUAGAAUCCAAUAACUAACCAGGUUUGUAUUGUGUAGUUCACAAUAAGUACUAAGUAGACAAGACAUAUUUACGUGAGUAAAUUGGGAAUGAUGUAGAGACUAAGACACAAAGUAUGCAUUGUGUGCAAUGGAAAAGUGAAAGAGUACAAACAAAUGACACUCCACGCUCAUCGGGCGGGCACAAAACUUGUAAUAAAAGGUUACGUUUGUA